Messenger RNA from Neltuma alba, 4205 nucleotides. RefSeq names its product mediator of RNA polymerase II transcription subunit 33A. Gene Ontology annotation, biological process: regulation of phenylpropanoid metabolic process. The transcript is spliced from 12 exons. Bases 42 to 3281 code for a protein of 1079 amino acids. NCBI's taxonomy places the organism in Eukaryota, Viridiplantae, Streptophyta, Magnoliopsida, Fabales, Fabaceae. The record is from RefSeq and is a predicted model, not a curated record. Gene Ontology annotation, cellular component: mediator complex.
AAUUUUUACUUUCUGAUGGUUACUCCUACAAAUGAGUGAGGAUGAUGAGCUCAAAUGUUGCAUUUUCCAGCUUGACGGAGCAGAAUAUAAUGGGGUCAGGUGGCGAAUGCGAGUGGAAUGAAGGGAAGGAAAAGGUUUUAGAAAGGGUGAAGCUGUUCCCACAACGAAAAGAACCUCCUUUAUAUUGGGUAAUGGAAUUGAUCGAAUGUCUCAGCUCUUUGAAUGUUCGGUUGCCAAGCCCUGAGUUUGCGGAGCUAUUGGUCUCUCACCUCUGCUUCGAUUACAACCACCCCUCUUUGUGGAAGUUCCUUCAGCAAGCCCUUUCCUCCCGUCUCCUCUUCCCGCUCCAAGUCCUCUCACUCCUCUCUUGCAGGAUAAUUCCUCUUCGACAUUGUCAACCAGAGGCUUAUAGGCUCUUUCUUGAACUUCUCCGCCAGUAUGCAUUAUCAUUUGAUCCAAAUGUGGCUGAUUCUUGCAAAUUAAAGAUAAUAAAUUCUGUUGAUACUGCCCUUCAACUUUCUCGAACAUACAACAUUUCUGUUCUGGAGCUUGGACAUGUAUUUGUGCUGUUUUUUCACAGCAUCGUCACUGCUUUGAUUGAUAGCACAUUAGAUGACUGGGGAAUACAAAUGAAGCCCUGUGAAGAACCAUUCUCGAACCCCAAAAGCGACCUGUACAUGGACAUUGAUCCCAAUGUGACUCACAGUAUCAAAAGAAAUGAAUAUCGUGAACAGAUAAGGAAAAGAAAUUCCUUCAUGGCACUAGAGGUUUUGGAAAGACUAACAGAAAGCAGAAAAGCAACAAUUCUUCUACAAUCUGUCCUCUUGAACAUGCCUGAAAAAUUCAAUUGCCUCUUGCAAAGGAUCCGAUUUCUUGAAUCCCCUGAAUUGCCUUGCUCGGAAUUAAAACUAGCAAACCCAGUCCUGACAAAAGUACUUUCCAACAUUCAUAGAGUUUCUGAUUUUGAAUUCCACCUAGAUAAGAACCGACUGGUUGGGAUUCUUGUUGAUGUUGGAUCAUUUAAUUCAUUAUUAAGAUGCAACUACUCAUCUCGUCAGUCUCCUUGCUGGGUUCCUUUUGAUAUAUAUAUGGAGAAUGCUAUGGAUUCUAAACAACUUCCUACCAAAUCUGCUAUUGAUGUACUCACAGAAGGAAUCAAGACACUACAUACAUUUAACCAGGCUAGCUGGCAGGAAACUUUUCUAGCACUCUGGCUUUCAGCCCUCCGGCUUGUGCAGAGAGAACGUGAUCCUCCUGAAGGCCCUAUUCCACACCUUGAGGCGCGUCUUUCUGUACUUUUGUCUAUUGUUCCCUUGGCAAUUGCAAAUGUUCUAAAGGAUGAGGUUGAACAUAAUUCAUCUUCUGUUCAAGUAUCAAUGGCAUCUGAAUUCAGAUCUGAAAUGGAGAGGAAGAGUGUUGACUCUAGGAAACAUGGACUGAUUUUAUCUGUUCAGGUCCUCGGUCAUUUUUCUAGCCUCCUAUGUCCUCCCGACUUAGUUGUUGGCGCAGCUAAUCAUGCAGCUACAAAAGCAGCUUGCUUCAUAUACAAUUCUGUGAAUGGAGAAGAUGGUUCUGGCACUGGCAUCCAUUCUUGUAAUUAUACAAGAGCAGGUGGCAACUUGAGGCACCUCAUAGUUGAAGCUUGCAUUGCAAGAAAAUUAAUGGACACAUCAGUGUACUUUUGGCCUGGUUAUGUGUCUACUUCUGCUGUGUCGUUGCCAGAUGCAGCACCUGUUGAAAAAUCUCCAUGGUCAGCAUUUUUGGAAGGAACUCUAUUAAAUGAUCCCCUCAUAAACUCCCUUAUGGUGACCCCUGCCUCAAGUCUGGCAGAGAUAGAGAAGUUGUACUAUAUUGCAUUAAAUGGAUCAGAGACGGAAAGAGUUGCAGCUGCAAAGAUCCUUUGCAGUGCCUCCCUUAGUUGUGGAUGGUAUAUUCAGGAACAUGUGGUACACUAUGUGGUCAAGCUUCUUCUUUUUCUUGUACCUCCUAGCCAUUCUGGAUCUUGGAGCCAUUUGGUUGAUAAUAUGUCUGUGCUUAGUGCUAUUCUCCUUGGAGUUUCCUCUGUUGAUACAGUUCAUAUAAUUUCUUUGCAUGGUCUAGUUCCCACAGUUGCUGCUUCUUUAAUGCCCCUUUGUGAGGCAUUCGGAUCACUUAAACCGACAUUGAAUAGCACAGGAGAUGAGCCCUCGACAUACAUGGCUUUUUCUUUAGCAUUCCUUUUCCUUAUUCGUCUAUGGAAAUUCUAUAGACCCCCUCUGGACCACUGCGUUACUGGAGGAGGAGCACUUGAAGGUGAGCUCACCCUGGAGUAUCUUCUGUCAUUGCACAAUAACCGCGUCAAGUCUUUCCAAGAUGAACUGACAAGCCAUAAAGAUAGCUCCGAAUCUGCUUUCCUUAAACCAGUAUUCAUUGAUUCAUUUCCAAAAUUGCGGGCUUGGUAUUGCCAAUACAAGUCUUGUCUUGCUUCAGCAAUAUCUGGUCUGUCUACUGGAAAUUCCGUUCAUCAAGUUGCUAAUAAGAUACUAAGUAUGAUUUACUGGAAAAUGACUAAAGGUGGAGCCUUGUCUAGUAAUUCAUCAACAAGCAGUAAUGCGUGUAGUCCCUUUUUAAGUGUUGGUGAAGAUGGUUAUCAAAGACCAAUUCUUCCUGCAUGGGAAGUGCUGGAAGCUCUUCCUUUUGUCCUUGAAGCAAUUUUGACUGCUUGUGUUCAUGGGCAACUGUCAUCACGGGAUUUGACAACAGGUCUGAGGGACCUUGUUGACUUUCUGCCAGCUUCUCUUGCUGCUAUAAUCGGUUACUUUUCUUCAGAAGUCACUCGUGGUGUGUGGAAACUAGUUCCAAUGAAUGGAAUAGACUGGCCUAGUCCAGCAGCAACUCUUCAAUCAGUUGAGUCAGAGAUAAAAGCUAUACUGGCUGCUGUUGGUGUUGAUGUUCCAAACUGUUCAUCUGGAAUUUCACCAGUAAUGCUUCCGUUACCUAUGGCAGCUCUUGUCAGUUUAACUAUUACUUUUAAACUUGAAAAGAGCCAAGAGUACAUCCAUGCUGUUGCCGGGGCUGCUUUGGAAAAUUGUGCAUCAAAUUGCCCUUGGCCUAGCAUGCCUAUAAUUGGUUCUCUGUGGGCGCAAAAGGUUCGCCGCUGGCACAACUUUAUUGUUGUAUCAUGUUCCCGUUCUGUGUUCAGACAUAAUAAAGACUGUGUAACCCAGCUGCUAAGAAGUUGCUUCUCCUCAUUUCCUUGGAACAAAAUGUGUUUCAGCCUCCAAGUUGACUGCAGAAUCUAGUGUGAAUGGCCUGCUGGGCAACACUAACACACCAACUGGUAUUUGCCCUUCUAUAGCCCCUGGAUUCCUUUACCUUCGAUCUUGUCGAAAUAUACUUGAUGUGCAAUAUCUGAAAAAUGUAAUAGUGGGCCUUGUGGCCGAGUACUCUCAUGAAUUGGCAAGUCCUGACCGAUUGAAGUCAAGUGAAGCAUCGCUAUCCCAAGCCACUCAGAGGGCAAAAGAGGUAGCAACUCUGGGUGCGAGUCUCUUAUGCGUGGUAGGAGGGAUACAGCUGGUGCAAGAACUGUAUAGGGAGACUAUUCCUACAUGGCUUCUGACCAGGAGUCGUGUGAAGUAUGAUAAUGAGAAGAAAGGCUCGUCCCAAAUGCUAGAGGGUUAUGCCAUGGCAUAUCUGCUGAUACUGUCUGGGUCAAUCAUAUGGGGUGUUGGGGAAACGUCACAAUCAGGAGCAUUGUCUAGAAGGACACGUAAUGUUGCAGUCCAUUUGGAGUUCUUGGCUCAAGUUAUGGAGGGCAAAAUCUCAGUUAGUUGCAAUCCAGCGACGUGGAAAACAUAUGUCUCCUGUUUAAUGGGGCUAAUGGUGACUCUUGCUCCAGCAUGGAUACAAGAAGUGAAAGUUGACACAAUGAGGAAAUUGGCAUAUGGAUUAAGCAGAUGGCGUGAAUAUGAAAUUGCCGUUCGUCUCUUGCAAAGAAGAGGCCCCGCAGCUAUGGAGCCUCUUGCUGAACUCAUCAAUGUAAUUGACUAUGAAUCUAAGACGCCGUACUCAUAGUUCAACGUAGGAAGGUUUUUCAAUAACAGAUUAUGGGCAGUACCGCCAUAGCAUAAGUAACAAUUUUUUUAAUAAAAAUGUUUUUGAGGACAAGUCUAAAUUUGCUUGUAUUAAUGACAAGUUCUCAUCCAUUAUCAAGCAACUUCUCUGUU